UGCUCUUGGCCACGCGUUGCCUCUUACAGCGGCAGAGGGUGUUGAAAGCAGGCAGAGCACAGCGGUUUGUGUCCGCAGAGGUGCAGGAGUUUGUGGAAAGCACGUUGGUGGGACGCAGCGAGGGACGAUGGAACCGAGGUCUGGGCUCGGCCGGGAUUUGCCGCGAUGGAGCCGCAUAUACCGAGCUGCAUUAGCGAUAUUCCAAGAUAAGUGUUUGAUACAGGCGAUGUAUUGACAGGCAGGCGGGUUAUUCCCGGCGAGGCUGGCACAAGUCGCCAGAUGGCCAGAGGAGUGAGCAGUUUGAAGGUAGAGCUGCGAUGUACUGAUUAUUAUGUGCUGAGGAAGUGUGAAUCCAAAUGGUGGUGUAAUUUCAGAUUUUGCUUUGUUUGGGGAAUAGAGCGUUUCCUUCACCCAAGUGAGUAACGUGCUGGAAGCGUGUCAGCCUGUUAACUAUGGAAUCUCCCGGCAAGUGUGAAGGAUUUGUGUAGGUUUUCAAGGCUUGGUGACUGAAAUGGGUAGGAAAGUCUGGUCCGUGGUCCUCUGCUUUGAGCUGUUCUGCACGGUAGGUAAGUGAUGGGGUGAGCACACCUGACUGAAGAGGUUUGAGUAGGACAAGGCAGCUUCUGUUGCCAUUGGUGCCCUGAUACAGUCUGUGCUCUGUCACAAAACUGACACUUGUAUUACUUUGAAGGUUUAAAUUAGUUUAAAUGUGAUCAUGUCAUGCCUCCCCUAUUUUUUUUACCAGAGCACUAAUUUAAAGACACAAGUUCAUUUUUUUUUUUUUUGGUGUAUGAGGUACAGCAGACAAUAUUCUCUCUGAAAUCCCGUUGGAAAUCCGGAUUACACUGUAAGUAACAGAUGCGGACACUUUGAUUUUUGGCCUCUGUGAGCCAGCAAAUUGCCAGAUCAGUACAAAGAGCAGUUAUUGCUUUGGAGAUGCCGCUUUGGAGCGAUGUGGUCGCUGCGGGUCAUGGAUGGAGCCUCCGGCAUCGUGUGAAUGUGGAGACUGGGAGGUCAGUGGGGAUGGAAUAGAAGCGCUGUGAUUUGGGACUGAGAUGCGCCGGUUGGGAGAACAUGGCACUUUUGGGGUGGUAGCUCGGAGCAGAGAGGCACAAGCCAAGGUGUGUUGUCCCCUGGUCUGUGGUGGCGCAGGAGGGUACAGGUAAGAAGCGUGGCAGGGUUUAGGACAUGGAAACAGGGACGGGAACGCCCGCUGCAGUCAGGGCAUCGCUGCUGGCCAUGGGCAGGCCGCAUAGACACGAUCUCAGAAACCACAGGUUGACAGAACCAGACAGAAGUCCCGGUUGCGGGUCACGGAUGAAGCGUGUUGUACAAGAACUGCAGAAGGGAGGUCGGGCUGUGCUGCAGGGAGGGCCUGAGCCGCUCCGGCGCAUUGGACGGGGACUGGAGUAAGUACAGAACUGGAAUGGUGUGGGAGAGCCGUGCUGGGAGGAGGUGUCUGGACAGCCCUCUGCAGUCUUGUGACUUACACCACGGCUGCUUUGCAAAGCUUUAAAAAUAGGAGCAUAAACAAAACGUGGGGAGGAACAGCCAGCCCCUCAAUCUUCGGCCUUUUAAUCGUUAGCGCUUGCCAGGGCCAGUGUGAACACAAAGGAGAUGUGGAGCUGGCAGGGCGAGGGAGAGAUCUCCUAGGAGCUCUUGCUGUAAGUGCUUGCUCUUGGGAACCACUCAAUAGCUUUCCCAGAUGCCGCCGCUAACUGCUAAUGGGUAUUUUGGCUUGGUGAGCAAAGCGAGGGAUGCAACUGUUGGGACAACAAGCGAAGAGGCAGGCAGCAGGUGGAAGAACAUGGUAAUAGGGCUCUCUUUAGAGUUAAGUCCAGACUAACGUGUCCAGAGCAGCCCACGGUGGCUGCCCACCAACAUGCAGCCCUAACAGGAUUCCAAGUAAUCUUGUGAAGUGGAGCUGGGCGAGUGGUGAUUAUGUUCGGAGGUGAGUGUCGUGCCUGCUGAACUCCCUCAGACCCGCUAGCCAUGCCAGGGAUUGUCGUGUUCCGCCGGCGCUGGUCUGUAGGCAGCGAUGACCUGGUUUUGCCAGCCGUCUUCCUUUUCCUCCUGCACACCACCUGGUUCGUGAUCCUCUCUGUGGUGCUCUUUGGGCUGGUGUACAACCCCAACGAGACCUGCUCGCUUAACCUGGUGGACCACGGCAGGGGCUACCUGGGCAUCCUGCUCAGCUGUAUGAUCGCGGAGGUGGCAAUCAUCUGGCUCAGCAUGCGAGGCAGCAUCCUGUACACAGAGCCCCGGGACUCCAUGCAGUAUGUGCUCUAUGUCAGACUGGCGAUCUUGGUGAUUGAGUUUGUGUACGCGAUCGUGGGCAUCGUUUGGCUAACGCAGUACUACGCGUCCUGCAACGAUCUCACGGCAAAGAGCGUCACGUUGGGAAUGGUGGUUUGCAACUGGGUCGUCAUCCUGAGCGUCUGCAUCACCGUCCUGUGCGUCUUCGACCCCACGGGCCGGACCUUCGUCAAACUGCGCGCCACGAAGCGGAGGCAGCGCAACCUGAGGACCUACAACCUGCGACACCGGCUGGAAGAAGGACAAGCCAGCAGCUGGACGCGCCGGCUCAAAGUGUUUCUUUGCUGCACGAGGACAAAAGACUCCCAGUCGGACGCCUACUCGGAGAUCGCCUACCUGUUCGCUGAGUUCUUCCGAGACCUCGACAUCGUCCCGUCCGACAUCAUCGCGGGGCUGGUUCUCCUGCGGCAGCGGCAGCGGGCGAAGCGCAACGCCGUGCUGGACGAGGCAAACAAUGACAUUUUAGCUUUUCUGUCUGGGAUGCCCGUGACCAGGAACACCAAGUAUCUGGAUCUGAAAAACGCGCAAGAGAUGCAGCGGUACAAGGAGGUGUGUUACUACAUGCUGUUUGCGCUGGCCGCCUACGGCUGGCCCAUCUACCUGAUGAGGAAGCCCACGUGUGGACUCUGCCGCCUGGCCAGAUCCUGCUCAUGUUGCUGUUUCUGUCCCUCGCGUCCCCGCUACGCGCCCAGCGUCACCAUCGAAGAGGACAACUGCUGCGGCUGCAACGCCAUCGCCAUCCGGCGCCACUUCUUGGAUGAGAACAUGACCUCGGUGGACAUCGUGUACACGUCUUGCCACGACGCAGUUUACGAAACGCCUUUCUAUGUGGCUGUGGACCACGAGAAGAAGAAGGUGGUCAUUAGUAUCCGAGGAACUCUCUCUCCAAAAGACGCGCUGACCGACCUGACCGGGGAUGCGGAGCGCCUGCCAGUCGAGGGGCACCAUGGAACGUGGCUGGGACACAAGGGAAUGGUGCUGUCUGCUGAGUACAUCAAGAAGAAAUUGGAGCAAGAAAUGGUGCUUUCUCAAGCUUUUGGACGAGACUUAGGCAGAGGAACAAAACACUACGGCCUGAUUGUGGUGGGUCAUUCCCUGGGGGCUGGCACGGCUGCCAUCCUGUCCUUCCUCCUGCGGCCGCAGUACCCGUCGCUCAAGUGCUUUGCCUACUCUCCCCCAGGUGGGCUGCUCAGCGAGGAUGCCAUGGAGUAUUCAAAAGAGUUUGUGACUGCAGUGGUGCUUGGCAAAGACCUAGUGCCCAGAAUCGGUCUCUCGCAGCUGGAGGGAUUUCGCCGGCAACUUCUGGAUGUUCUUCAAAGAAGCACCAAACCAAAGUGGCGGAUCAUCGUGGGCGCUACCAAGUGCAUCCCCAAGUCGGAGCUCCCCGAAGAGACGGAAGAAAAUUCGGUGACGAGCAAUCGGCUGUGGACGCACCCCAGCGACCUGACCAUCGCCCUGUCCGCCAGCACCCCGCUCUACCCGCCCGGCCGCAUCAUCCACGUGGUGCACAACCACCCCGCCGAGCAGUGCUGCUGCUGCGAGCAAGAGGAUCCCACUUACUUUGCGAUCUGGGGUGACAACAAGGCGUUUAACGAGGUGAUCAUCUCGCCGGCGAUGCUGCACGAACACCUCCCGUACGUGGUCAUGGAAGGGCUCAACAAGGUCUUGGAGAAUUACAACAAGGGGAAAACAGCUUUACUUUCUGCAGCCAAAGUGAUGGUGAGUCCUACAGAAGUGGAUCUCACCCCGGAGCUGAUCUUCCAGAGCCAGCCCUUGCCCAGCGGACCUGCGGUGCAGAUUGGAACCGGAGCCGUAACCGCGGACAGGAGGAACAGCAGCACGAAAAGCAAGUCCCAUUCUGAAAUUAGCUUGGAGGGGUUUUACGAGACAAAGCCACUUUCUCCCGUGCAGAAAGAUCCCGUGGAGCUGCUGCUCCUGGACACAAAGGAACGUCUGUCCGUGGAGCUGCAGGACCGUCGCGCUCCUCUCGCCACCAUGGAGAGCCUCUCGGACAACGAAUCCAUCUACAGCUUCGAUUCGAGGCGCUCCUCUGGCUUUCGGAGCAUCCGGGGCUCCCCCAGCCUGCACGCUGUCAUGGAGAAGGACGAGACGCACUGUUUUUAUAUAGACCCCGUUAUUCCGGAGGAAAACCCCUCGCUCAGCUCGCGGACAGAGCUGCUGGCCGCCGACAGCCUCUCCAAGCACUCCCAGGAGACUCAGGCCCCCGACAACGUCCUCAACAGCGGGGGCACCACCCCGCAGCGCCGCUGCAGCGAGGAGGGGGCCAGCAGCGAGGGGGACCGCGCUUCCUUAGCCCCUCGCGAGGAGCUGGCUCUCCAAAACGGCCGCCUCGCCGACGUUCCCAGCCCCCAGGUGUUGGAGUUUGCGGAGUUUAUAGACAGCCUCUUUAAUUUGGAUAGCAAAAGCAGCUCCUUCCAGGACAUCUAUUGCAUGAUGGUGUCUGACAGCUCCAGUGACUUCGCAGAGAUGCCCAAAUCUGUGAGCGAUCAGGAGAUCCUGUUGAGGGCACAAUACGAACCCAACUUAGUCCCAAAGCCCCCGAGGUUGUUUGCAGGCUCAACAGAUCCUUCGUCGGGCAUCUCCGUCUCACCCUCUUUCCCCCUUAGUUCCUCUGGAGAACUCAUGGACAUCACUCCCACGGGCGUGAGCAGCCAGGAGUGCCUGGCCACGGAUAAAAUCCGGACUUCCACCCCCUCUGGGCACGUAACCAGCCCUGCCAAGCAGGACGACCUCAUGAUUUCAGCCCUCUAGUGCAGGGUGAACGGAGCGCGGCUCUGCGAGCUGAUCCUGCGGGCUGAGCGCUGGGAUUAUACUUGGAGAGGUGGUCGUCGGGCGGUUCGGAUCGCAGGAGACAGCUGGAAAAAAUGGCCCUUGUGGGCGCCAUGGUGGCGGCACGAUGUGUGGAGGAUGGAUUGUGCUCGGGUCCCGUUCUGGCAGCUGGGAGAGGCGGCGGCGCUUUGCACAGCCCGCUAAACCGCGGGGGUCUGAGUCGCUAAGGGUGGAUGCGAGUUCCCUACCUCAGCCUGUCUCGUGGGCUUCAGAGGCAGAUUCUUUGCCCCAGGGCACCUGCUGAGUUUGGGAGUGAGAUACCCGGCUUCAGGGAAUCCGCCGGUGCCAACGGGUGGAUUCUCUGAAGCUCGAGGAUGGGAUAGACAGAAGGAAUGGGGGACCAGGCCAGAUCAGCCUCUUGGUACCAUGUCGGAGGUUUUGGAAAUGAGCAGAUUGACACUUUGGGCCCUGUUGCACUAUCGAUGUCAGAUCUGGCCCAAGAUCCAAUUCAUCACACUUCCCCAGGGUUGCUUUUCUAGGCCACUCUCCUGUUUUAAAGCCAUUGGGGCUGUAUUCUCCCCAAAUGCAGUCUCCCCUCCCCGGGCCGCGCACAGCACGUGUGUUUCCUUCCCCAGAGUAUUUCUGCGUUCAGUGACCCCCGAGCUGCUGCUGGGAGGGAAGGACACUGUUCUGAAGAGCCAAAGCCCUUUGCCACGUCCCUCCUCUGCCAGAGAAGAGUUCUGGAUGUCACCGUCAUCGCUUCUCCGUUCCCUGGACCGCUCUGAGCUGGUGACGUCCCUGCAGGACUGGCAGGAUUCUCAUCUCGGACCUGCGUGGAUGGAUCAGCUGAAACGUUUCAGCAUCUCAACACCCAGCGUUGUUUGCCCGGCCCCUGCGGAGCGUCUCACAGUGCCCGAGUGCAGCUCAGCGCCAGCCUCUGUCCUUGGGCGUUCAGGGAAAACGUGAACUUUUUACUAAGUAUUGAAAUCUCUUGUGUGUUUACAGAGCUGCUAAGCUUUUCGGAAGGUAUUUAUUAAGCAAACAGGGAGGUUUUCCCAAAGCAAAAAGCAUGUUCAUUCUCUCCUUCCUGUGCUGUUCCCUCCGGGGACUGAUGGGGAGAGAGGAUGGACAGGUAGGAUUUUGCAAGUCCCCCGGUUUUAAAGUGGCGGGGGGGUCUGGGGGACACUGCGUGCGUCCCUCACCCUCCUCCUCCUCCUCUCCAUUGCACAACAUUGCAAAGCUUGACUAAGUCUCUAGUAAAACUACCUGAGCGCUGCUGUGCAGAGGGAGCCCGCUCAGAGCCCUGGGGAGGCGCUUCCCGACCACGGGAGCAGGAGAAAAACUACCUGGCUAGAAGCUUAAACAUACUGUGACCUCGAGAAAGCCUUUAAUUGACACAACACCUUCGUAUCAAAGCUCAGCAGAGUUAGCGGUCGGUCUCACUGGAGCUCUGUCCUCCCUCACUGGAAACAAAAUUCCUAUUUUAAUUUCCGUAUAAUCACAGGGAUGUUGUUGCUCUCCUUCCCCUUUGCUGCCCUAUUUCCCUUGUGGGAGGAUGCUGUGAACUGGAUUUUUGUGUCCAAGCGCUGAUCUCCCACUUGACAAUUUAAUGCGGGAUAUCGCGUCCCCCUGCUCCUUUACAAAUUCCAGGGGCUUUGUUAAACGGGCAGCGAAAUAUUGUCCGUGCAGUUUAGGUUCCAUAGGUGACCUUUUCUACCCUGUCUUGAAUUGGAGGGAAGAAGCCCCUCUGAAUUCCGAGUAAUUUGCAAAAGCAAAAUGCUUUUAUUCUUAGCAACAAGCUACCUUUUUUGUAGAAAAGAGCAGCGUUGUUCCCCUUGCCGAGAGCUCGGCUGCUUGAGGAGCGCGGCUGGAGCCGCUGUGUCAGUGCCAUCGCAUCACCCACUCUUGCGCACCCGGGGGUGAGGCCGAAUUGCUGCACGCACCCAAAAGUGAUGUCUGAGAAUACGCACAAUAAACGGGGUUUGGAGGGGAAAAGGGGAGCUGAGCGCGGGGAGGCUGGGGCCAGCGGGCUGGCUCUCCUCCCGCUGCCGACACGUGGCGAAACGGAGGUUGUUCCUGCCUCUAAUCCUCGGCAGAAGAUGGGUGGUAGUAACACUUAGCACUUAGGCAGAGCUUUAUAUCUGCAAAGCACUUUACGAACACUAAGGAAAGAAUCAUCUCUGUCCCUGGCGAUGAGGAAUUAGGAGGCGGCUGUUUCUGCGCACCCUGCCUGAGGAUGGGGGAGAUGGCUCGAGGUGAACAAGGUGGAUUUACCUCCCUCUUUAGAAAAAAUCUUUCAGUAGUGACGUGACGAUGUGGAAGGGGUCACGAUAUUGCACUAGAAAGUCACUUUGACCCGGGUGAACGUCCCUGUGUCCUGGGACACGUGCUCGUUGUGCUGGGGCUGUUUCCCUCUCUGCGCCAUGGGAGCCGAGUCCUGGGGAUGGGGUUCCCUCACCCCAACCAGCUGCAGCAGGAAGACACAGCCUGACGUGCUGCGGCUUUAUUGCUCUGUUCUGUGCCCUGUGAUUAUUUGGUUUCUUACGAAAAGCCUGGAAAUACCCAAAUUCUCCUGGUCUGGGCUUUUGCUGUAGAUGAAGGCAGUAAAGGUGCAAAGAAGCCCUUUUAUUUAAAGUUCUUACUGCAUCACGUUAAGGGUAAUUCCUGUUUUCUGUUGUUCUCUCUUGACAAACAGACCUGUUCCCAGUCCUCACGAAGCAAACCCAGGUUCUUUGCGUCAUUUCUGCUUUAAACGUCUCUGUGUGUCUCGAUUCUCAGCACUCCUGGGCUGUAAGAGCGUUCGGACCGGCUCAUCUCCCGGUUCAUCCGGCACGAGUCUAUCUGGAAAGCUCAAAAGAAAUAAGGCGAAGGCCGUAGCUGCCUCCUUCAUGCGCAGCACCGCCGGCUCUCGCUGCCCUCGCCCCGCUCUGGCGCGCUGCUGGUCUUAGAAACGUGAAGCAUCUUCAGCUUUCUGAACCUCUUGGCUUCUGCUUCCUACCUUUUGAGCUUUGUGCCUUCUAAUCUUUAUAAUGUUCCCUUGAUGUUCCGGUGGGAUGUUUCCCGCAUGGAGACGGUGCUGGAAGUGCGGUUCAUAUAACAGACACCAGGACCCAAGCUACAAGUUCACCCAGUUCAGUGGCGCAUCCUUCAAAUCCCCUGGAAGAGCUUUUUGGUAGAGAUGUGGAUCCCGAAGCAUUGAAAGCUCCCGGGGCCGCCCUUGAGUAGUUAAUGUUGGCUGGCUGUGGUUUCAGAGGCUCUGCUGUGACAAUAAUCAUUGCAUUUAUCGUCGCUUUAGUUGUAGCAGUGCCAAGAACACGCAGGACCCUGCGGUGCUGAGGAUGUACAAGUGCUGAGCAGAAAGCAAACGCUUCUCCAGCUCUUACUGUUGUCCCCUCUCCCUCUCUGGGGAGCUGCCCUUUCCAUUCAGAACAUGCAUUUUCUCCUAAAGCUGCCACUCUAACCUCUUUGCCCCCUGUUGCUGUCACCUAAACAGGAGCUAAUUCACCUCUCUUUUGGUCGCUCCAUCUCAGGAUGGUGGCGUCUUAAUUCACAUUAAGAAUGAAGAGAGCUGCCGCCUUCUGUGGUGCUGGAGGUUUUCUAGGGAGAUCAUUAAAAGGCUCUUCAGCUCUCUCUCGCUUUCCCUUACCUGUGAUCAGUAUUUCCAAUGUUCACCGUUUCUCCAAUUUGAAGAACUCUUAGAGGAAUCGUAUGAGGUAUUUUGCUCCCUAUGGAGGACCGAGGUGUCAAAGCUGGUUUUGAGUGGAGAUACAUAUCCUGCAACUCUUAUCUUUAUACUUUUAGGACACUGUUGUUUAGAUUGCAAUAGCAGCAGGACUUUGGUGGGAAGGAAGUGUUGCUGUCAGUGAACGAGGGCACGGAAGGGGAAGGAAAAGCACCGGAGGAGGAAAAGGAGUUGGAACUGGAUGAUCCUUAAGGUCCCUUCCAACCCAAACCAUCCUAUGAUUUAAUAAUGCUGCUGCCAAUGGACUUUCACAGAGUUUCUCUGCACUUUAGGAAGUAUAUAGACAAUCUCUGCAGUCCUUUUUCUACUUGGAACAGCAUAGGAUGAGUGGGUAAUUGUUAAUUAAGUGCCCCUCGUUAGAGUUCCGUAGCAUCAGUUAGGAGUUACUGAAGUACAUGGACCUAAAAGGGAAAUGGGUUAAAUACCCAUUUAGGCAUUGAACCUGAGAGCUCAGUGUAUUGUAUAAACCAAGAUUUAACGUGGAUGUUGUUGUUUCUUAGCUGUGAAAUGUCGGCUCCUUCCCUGCUGAGCUGUGUACUGGUGCCUCUUCCUUUAGGAAAGGGGAGGGUUGGAGACGCAGCUUUGCACAGUCCGAUGCUCUCAAUUAGGGAAUAUGUGGCUCGGAAGCACUGGCAGAAUGACGCUUGUUGCACGUUUUCCUCAAGGCCUGUGCAAUAUCAAACCUCAGCUCCGGAUUGAGGGGAGAAGCGGCAUUUUUUGUGCCACAGCUCCCUCUGAUGGCAGCGGCGCUGGGCAGAGCGCGUGUCCCGCUGCUGCCAGCCCUGCGGCUCGGGGGACAACCAGGGACAGACAAACUGCAGCUGGGAGGUGGGACAUAAACCCUGUUAGCGUGUGAACCCUGUGUCGUUAGGGCGGAGGAGCGUUUUUGGCCAGGGAUCCCCGGCUGCGUGACACCGGCCUGCGGUGCAGAAGGAGCUGCAAGCUGCCCGAGUUCUGCUGGGCUCCUCUCUUUCUGUGUCCCGACCAUAUCGACGCCCAGCGUGUCCCCACGAGCCAUCACGCUUCACGGUGAUCACCUGAACGUGUGCUGCUUGACGGCAUGUGCGCUGGAGACGCGAAACAAUCGAGGAGAGAGCAGGUCCCUGCUUUGUCCCAGGGCUUGCAGUCCGAAAAAGCAUCAUCUGUCUGAUGGUUUCUUUUAAUCUUUUUUGCUUCUUUUCUUGAGUUCAGACCUCUUGUGCCUUUGUUUCCCUUUGGCUUGAGGUCCAGACUUUUAUACUGAGCAUCUGCCCACGUCCUUUUCCCGCUUCUGCGCGUUGUCUCUUCUCCGGGUGUACGAAAGGGACCGCGGGGCGCCCGGGUUUGGCUUGGGGUUGCCCUUGAUGCUGGUCUCUGUCCCUUUCUGGUCUCCCCGCUGUCCCCUCUGCCUCGGGUCACAUCCAAGUGCCAAGAGCAAAGCCUGACCCGAGGCGGCUGUUUUCCUCCAGCCACGCCGCAAUUGCGGUGGUUUGUGUGCAGUGGACGGGAAGGCUCCGCACCGCGUCUCACCUUGGCUGUACGUGAACGCGGUCGGUGCUUGACAGGUCUGCUCACCGCUAAAACCCCCUCUCAGGUCUAUCCACGAGUAAAACUCUUCCUACUCUUCAAGAUCUGACUCUGGUUUUGUAAGAACUUGUGCCAAAAGGGACUUAACAUAUUCUGAACAGUGUUGAUUUACAGAGGUUUCUCUCGCCGUCUCCCAAAGGUAAGCUCUCUUCUUUGUAUAGAGAGUCGGGCAUUUUUGCUGCUUGAGUCCUCUGAGCUCACCACCUCAUCCUGUGCUCGGCUUUUCAUCUCCACCUGCCCAGCCUGUCUGAUGGGGGAACCUCUCUCUGACUCCUUAUUUAUUUCUGCAAAACCACCAAACAACAGAGCAGCCCAGGAACAAGCCUUUGCUUGGGGUUUUACUGGGAUUCCACCGGGGCUUUGUGCCGUUCCGAUGGCUCAGAGCUGGAGGUACCUGCUGGCCACGUCCACCGCUCAGGCUGGCUCGGUGACACGUGCCCGGUGUUGGCGCGAUGUGUUUUCUAGACCGCCACCACCACCAUUUUUUUGGGUCUUAAUUCCUUUAUUGGUGUGUCCGCUGGUGACAAAGCGGCAUCACCUGCAGCUCCUGAAGGCGACAGCUUCCCACACGCGACGGAAGGGGUGAUGCCCAGGAACAGCCUCAGGCUCCUGUCCUAGCGAUAAAUGUAGUGGCUAACAGCACAGGGAUGAUUCUGUGGUUAUCGGGGAUGGGUUCUGCCUCUCUGCGUGCACGGGGCAGCAGGAAAGGAGCCCCCUGCACUGUCACCUGUCCCUUGGCCCCGGUGUCCAGGCUGGGAAUGAGCAGAGACAGCGAGACCAGGAGGAACUGGUGGAAACUCUUUAUUUUCUCAUCUUUUGGGGCUAUUUUGUGCCAGCUGGGUGGGCUCUGUGUGCCAGGAGCUCGCUGGUGGGGUCUCCAUGGUAAAUAACUCCCUUACCUCCCACAUUUCCCUCUGUCUACGGACACCGAUGCCGCUAUGGAGAAACCCCUUCUGCCUGUUUCUGUCACCUGCGUCACAUCACGUGCCGGGGCAGCUCGGCGUAGGGCGGCUCCGAGUUAACCCCAAUUGCCUCUUUAUAGCUAAAACCUUUUGUGUUUAUGGGAGAAACGGCCCUGGGGAGCUCUGGGCCACUUUGGCUGCCUCCCACGGGGCUCAGAGCACUUGCAUAUGCAAUCGGGGGGGUGACAGCACAGGGUGCCGUGUCCCCAAGCUCAGCCGAGAGGUCACUGCCCGUCCUGGGAACGCUCCGCGCUGCCCCGGCACCGAGACGACAAGGACACUCGAGCACUCCUCAUGUGCCAUUCUCACGUGACUUUUUGUACCUAUGUAUGAAAGAUCCAAACUAAUAUUGCUGUAAAGAAAGAUUACAGAUUAAUAUAGCAUAUUAUAUAAAGAGAGAUGUAUAUAAAAGUUUCUGUACAUUGUACGGCACUGUGUAUAAACUGGAUGUCGAAGCAUG
This is a messenger RNA of Columba livia (rock pigeon), 11836 nucleotides long. RefSeq names its product diacylglycerol lipase alpha (gene DAGLA). Gene Ontology annotation, biological process: retrograde trans-synaptic signaling by endocannabinoid; arachidonate metabolic process; diacylglycerol catabolic process. Gene Ontology annotation, molecular function: lipoprotein lipase activity. Lineage: Eukaryota; Metazoa; Chordata; Aves; Columbiformes; Columbidae. The record is from RefSeq and is a predicted model, not a curated record. Bases 1993 to 5088 code for a protein of 1031 amino acids. Gene Ontology annotation, cellular component: postsynaptic membrane; dendrite membrane; cytoplasm. The transcript is spliced from 20 exons.